Molecule: messenger RNA, 1328 nt
Organism: Drosophila grimshawi
Lineage: Eukaryota; Metazoa; Arthropoda; Insecta; Diptera; Drosophilidae
Gene: Or92a
Product: putative odorant receptor 92a
Exons: 3
Coding region: 27-1244 (405 amino acids)
Biological process (GO): detection of chemical stimulus involved in sensory perception of smell; sensory perception of smell
Cellular component (GO): plasma membrane
Molecular function (GO): odorant binding; olfactory receptor activity
Source: RefSeq, a predicted model, not a curated record
AACAGAGGCAAGUGGCAUACGACACGAUGUUCUGGCGCAAAAAGAAGCAACGAGAUGAGUACACCUUUGAGGAUCUGACACGGUUCCCAAUAACAUUCUACAAGACGAUUGGCGAGGAUCUGUAUUCGGCGCGGGACCCCAAUCGAUUGCGUCGCUAUUUGUUGCGUUUCUAUCUGGUGCUCGGCUUCAUCAACUUCAAUGCGUAUGUCGUCGGCGAGAUUGCCUAUUUCAUAGUACACAUUCUGUCGACGACGACCCUGCUGGAGGCGACGGCUGUGGCGCCCUGCAUUGGCUUCAGUUUCAUGUCCGAUUUCAAGCAGAUUGGCAUGACGGCGAAUCGGAAGGCAUUGGUCCAACUGCUGGACGAUCUGUGUGAGAUCUUUCCCAUGACCAAGGAGAAGCAGCUGGCCUAUCGGGUGGCCUACUAUAAGUCGCACAUGACACGCAUCAUGUGGCUAUUUACUUGCCUCUGUAUGACGUACACGUCAUCGUUCAGCUUCUAUCCGGCCAUCAAAUCGACGAUUAAAUAUUAUUUUAUGGGCUCAGAGAUAUUUGAGCGCAACUACGGUUUUCCCAUCCUGUAUCCGUACGAUGCCGAAACGGAUAUAACUGUCUAUUGGGUCACCUACUGGGGAUUGGCCCACUGUGCCUAUGUGGCCGGUGUCUCCUACGUGUGCGUCGAUCUCCUCCUCAUCACCAUAAUCACCCAGCUGACCAUGCACUUCAACUACCUGGCCGACACACUGGAGUCCUACGAUGGUGAUGCCCACUCCGAUGAAGAGAAUCUCAAGUUUGCCCAGAACUUUGUGGUCUAUCAUUCGCGCACCUUGGACAUCUGCGAGGAUGUGAACAAAAUCUUCAGCCUUACAAUCUUGUGGAACUUCAUCGCUGCCUCGUUGGUCAUUUGUUUUGCUGGCUUUCAGAUCACCGCCUCGAAUGUGGAGGAUAUUGUGCUGUAUUUUAUAUUCUUCUCCGCAUCGCUGGUGCAGGUGUUUGUGGUGUGCUUUUAUGGCGAUGAGAUGAUAUCCUCGAGUUCCCGCAUUGGCGAAUCGGCAUUCAAUCACAAUUGGCUGGGCUGCGACUCAAGGUACAAACAGAUCAUGCGUUAUAUUAUGUUGCGUAGCCACAAGCCUGCCUCGAUACGACCGCCCACAUUUCCGCCCAUCUCGUUCAACACGUUCAUGAAGGUCAUCAGCAUGUCGUAUCAAUUCUUUGCCCUGCUCCGCACCACCUACUACGGCUAAGGCCUAAUCAUCCAAAUCGAAUGGUUAAUCUCACUUGUUGAUUGUAGCUUAAUAAACUGAAUAGCUGUUUACACUCGAAUUAGA